GGGGGAGACCGGCAUGGAGCUGCGCGUCCUGGGCGGAGGGCUCUACUGGCUGCUGCUGCCACUCGCUCUGCUGGCUGCAUGUCUGUUCCGGUUCAACGCCCUCUCCCUAGUGUAUCUUCUCUACCUCCUGCUCUUGCCCUGGUUCCUGGGCCCUACUGAAUCUACCAUUAAAGGUCAUACGGGACGCCUCCUCCGAGCCAUCUUAGGGACUAGCAUCCUUUUCCUCUUGGCCCAUUUGGUCUUCCAAAUAUGCCUGUAUACCGUACCCAGCUUGGACCAGCUACUGCAACAAAACUGCAGCACAUGGGAAACACUUGCCCAGCACAUCGGGGUCACAAGGCUGGACCUGGAUGACAUCCCCAAUUCGGUGCGCCUGGUGGCCCCCGACCUCGGGAUCCUGCUGGUCUCAGCCAUCUGCCUGGGUGUUUGCAGCCGCCUGAAGCCGGCGCACCAACAGACAGCUGAGAGUCGACUGUCAGAAUCCAGCCAGCUCCAAGAACAGGAAGAAGCUGCGGUGGAUGAGGCCGCAUCAAGUCCCCGGGGUCCUGCCGAUGCACUGGCUGUGGGCUCCUCGAGGCAGCGGGCGCGGCUGGCCACCCGGCUCCGUGAAACAGCUCACUGGCUCUUGAUGGCCGUUGGAAAAGUCCUGGCCGUUGUCUUGCUCGCACUGGCAGGGAUCACCUUGCCCUCCGCUUUCUCCAGCGUGUACUACCUGCUCUUCGUGGGUCUCUGCACCUGGUGGGCCUGCCACUUCCCGGUCAGCCACCUGGCCUUCAACACCUUGUGCAUCAUGGUGGACGUCUUUGCCGGGGGCCACCUCAUUUGCCUCUACGGCUACCAGACCCCCUUCAUGCAGAAAGUCUUUCCGCCUGCCGACAUCUGGGCACGGUUGUUUGGCUUGAAGGCCGUUGUCCUGCACGAAGACUGUCACAAGCCCAACGUGCUGUUCUUGGACGACAGCUUCCCGUGGCCCGUCUACGCCAACCCGGGCAUCCUUCUGCUGCUUUAUUAUGCCUUGGCCACCCUGGUGAAGCUCCGCAGGUUGUACCCCAACGAGCAGUGGAGAGGCGCUCCGAGCUCGACCUUGGACUCGGUGGAAAUGGAGAAUUGGUCCAUGGACCGAGAUGGCCUGGCUGAGGAUGUGAAGCCGAUGCUGGAUGACACGGAAGGUGCUAAUGCUGAUCCAGAGAACUGCACAGUGCAUGUGAUUGGCGAAGCUGACCAGCCAGCCAGCAAGAAACAGGAGCACUGCAAAGACAAGCUGGCCCUGCUGCAUUCACUCGGCCCCGUCAUCAUGAACCAGAGUUACGUCUGCGCCCUGAUUGCCAUGAUGGUGUGGAGCAUCACCUACCACAGCUGGCUGACCUUCGUGCUGCUGCUGUGGGCCUGCCUCAUCUGGAUUGUGCGUAACAGGCACCACUUCGCCAUGCUGUGCUCCCCGUUCAUCCUCCUCUACGGCGUCGCCCUCUGCAGCCUGCAGUACGUUUGGGGCAUGGACCUGGAGCCCGAGUUGCCCACCAGAGUCGGCUUUAUGCCUUUGGUACAGCUGGGGCUGGUGCGACCCUCGUACCCCUGCCUGGACCUGGGAGCCAAGCUCCUUUACACCUUGACCUUCUGGCUCCUGGUCCGGCAAUUCGUGAAGGAGAAGCUGCUGAAAAAGAAGCCCCCACCUGCGCCCUUGAUGGAGGUGAUGGUUGCGGACUCAGGGCCAGGCCGCAAGCGUGACGUGCUGAAGAUCCUGGGGGCGUACGUGUCGGGCUUCUACGCCAAGUUCUGGAUCUUGGUGUGCGCCGGCAUGUUCAUCGUCGUCAGCUUCGCCGGGCGCCUGGUCGUCUACAAGAUUGUCUACAUGUUCCUCUUCCUCCUUUGCCUCACCCUCUUCCAGGUGUACUACAGCCUCUGGCGGAAACUCUUGAAGGCCUUCUGGUGGCUCGUGGUGGCCUACACCAUGCUGGUGCUCAUUGCCGUUUACACCUUCCAGUUUGAGGACUUCCCCAUGUACUGGCGGAACUUCACGGGAUUGACCGAUGAGCAGCUGGGCGACCUGGGCCUAGAGCAGUUCAGCGUCACGGAGCUGUUCUCCAGCAUCUUCAUCCCGGGCUUCUUCCUGCUGGCCUGUAUCCUGCAGCUGCAUUACUUCCACCACCCCUUCAUGCGCAUCACCGACCUGGAGCACGUCCUGCGUGGCUCGCAGCCGCUGGAGGGCAAAGAGGCUAGUGGGAGCCAGUUGCUAUUGCAGGCAAAGGAUGAAGAAGCUGAAGACCACGAACCGGAAGAGAAGGCUGAUGCUGUGUCUGAAGGGGGCGUUCCCAGCAAGUGGGGCCUGGUGCUGGAACGCCUGAUGGUGCUGGGCGGGAAGUUCUCGGACGUUCUCAGCCACAUCCGCGUCUUCGUGCUGCGGGUGCUGGAGCUGCACGUCCUGAAGCUGGUGGCGCUGUAUAUUGUCUGGGUGGCUUUGCAAGAGGUGUCGGUGAUGAAUUUCCUGCUGGUGGUGCUGUGGGCGUUUGCCCUUCCCUAUAGCCGCUUCUGCCACAUGGCCUCCUGCCUCUCCACAGUCUGGGUCUGCAUCAUCAUCGUUUGCAAGAUGCUCUACCAGUUGAAGAUCGUCAACCCGCAAGAGUACGCCAGUAACUGCACUGAGCCUCAGCCCAACAGCACCAAUCUCGAGCCGGAGGAGAUAGGCAACUCUACGCUCUACCAGGGUCCCGUUGAUCCAGCCAACUGGUUUGGCAUCCGGAAGGGCUUUCCCAACCUGGGUUACAUCCAGAACCACCUGCAAGUUCUUGUACUGCUGGUUUUCGAGGCGGUGGUGUACCGGUGCCAGGAGUAUUACCGUAAGCAACACCAGCUGCUGCCUCCUCUCACCCAGACCAUCUUCGAAGACGGCACUCGCCAGAACCUGGACAAAGGCUUGCUGAACUGCAUCAAGUAUUUCAUCAACUACUUCUUCUACAAGUUCGGCCUGGAGAUCUGCUUCUUGAUGACAGUGAACGUGAUUGGCCAACGGAUGAACUUCAUGGUGAUCUUCCAUGGUUGCUGGUUGGUCGUCAUCCUGACACGCCGGCGGCGGCACGCCAUCGCCCGGCUCUGGCCCAAAUACUGUCUCUUCUUGGCUCUCUUCCUGCUUUUCCAGUACCUCCUGUGUGUCGGCACCCCUCCGGUCCUCUGCAUCGAUUAUCCCUGGAGGUGGAGCCGCUCCAUCCCCGUUAACUCCGUUCUCAUCAAGUGGAUGUUCUUGCCCGACUUCUUCAUGAAGCCCAACUCCAUCAAUCUCAUGAGUGACUUCCUCCUCCUCCUGUGUGCCUCGCAGCAGUGGAAGGUUUUCGUCAACGAGCAGACAGAGGAAUGGCUGAGCUCAGCAGGGGACAACAGGGAACAGCUUGAACCACUGCAAGGGGAGCCGAACCCCGUGCCCAACUUCGUCAAUUGCAGAUCUUACCUGGACAUGCUGAAGGUGUGUGUGUUCUGCUACCUCUUCUGGUUCGUGUUGGUCAUCGUCUUUGUGGCCGGCGCCAACCGCAUCAGCAUCUUUGGCCUGGGCUACCUCAUGGCCUGCUUCUACCUGCUGCUCUUUGGCACCGCCAUGUUGCGCCGGCCGCUCCGUGCCCGCCUGGUGCUGUGGGACUGCCUGAUUCUCUACAACGUUACCGUCAUCAUUGCCAAGAACAUGCUUGCGCUCCUGUCCUGUGUCUUUGUCCAGCAAAUGCAGAACAACUUCUGCUGGGUGAUUCAGCUCUUCAGCCUGGCCUGCACUGUCAAGGGUUACUACGACCCCAAGGCUGCGGACAAGAACCAGGACUGUGCGUUGCCCGUGGAGGAGGCCGGCAUCAUCUGGGACAGCAUCUGCUUCUUCUUCCUGCUCCUCCAGCGCAGGGUCUUCCUCAGCUACUACUUCCUGCAUGCCGUGGCGGAUCUCCAGGCCUCUGCCUUGCAGGCUUCCAGGGGCUUUGCUCUCUACAAGGCCAGGAUGAUCAAGCGGAUGGGCUCCCACCACCAGGCAGAAAAGAAGUCCCUGGUGCAGCUCAAGCGGCAGAUGGAGCGGAUCCGGGCCAAGCAGGAGAAGUACCACCAAGGGCAGCUCUCAGAGGACGACGAAGAGACCCUGGAGACAGACCAGCCAGAGACAGGUGCCAAGAAGGACCCUUCCCACCAGAGGAAGCACUGGUGGCGCCCCUGGCUGGAUCAUGCCACAGUUGAGGGCGACCCAGAGCUCCCUGCUUUGCUUUCCAGAAAGGAAGGAGACCCUUCCGCUAGGGUGGACCGAGGCACUGUGGGGAGUAGAGGGCACUACAGUGUGCUACACUCCGGGGAUUAUUUCUUGUUCGAAACGGACAGCGAGGAGGAUGAGGAGUCGGUCCUGGAGGAUCAGAAGCCGCCGAAGCAGAGCGCCUUUCAGCUGGCCUACCAGGCGUGGGUGACGAACACCAAAUCAGCCCUCCGCGAGCGAAAGCGGCAGGAGAAAGAGGAGCAGGAGAUGGAGCAGGCUGAAGGGGAAUCCCAGCAAGGUGAAUUGAAGGUGAGGACCGGCAGCCAAGAGGAAGAAGAGGAGGAGGAGGAUGAAGAGGAAGAAGAGACCCCUCCAGGGAAGAGCAACGUGGUGCAGCGGGUGAUGAACGUGCUGCGUUUCCUCUGGGUGCUGUGCCAGGCCACGGUGGACGGGCUCACCCAGUGGCUGCGCGCUUUUACCAAGGAGCAUGAGCAGAUGUCCACCGUCUUGAGGCUGGAGAGGUUUGUCCUGACGCAGCAGCUCGAUCAGGCCGAGGAAGUCCAGAGGGGCGUCUUGGACAGGCUGUACCAACCCACAACAGCAGACGGCACCUCGGAGGAUACCGCCUUGCCGGGUACGGCGGCCGGGUCUCCAGACAGCGCAGCUUCCAGUGGGUGCGAAGGAGGAGAGGUGCUGAGCAUUGACACCACCGGCUACAACACCAGCGCUAGCGAGGAGCAGAUCGCUGCCUUGGGCUCCCGGGACGACGUGGGGCUCCUUCCUAGCAGCUCUCAAGAGGCGCUGGCCGACACCAAGGCCCGGCCCCGUACGGCCAGCGAGUUGCUGCUGAGCAGACAUGUCUCCUUUGAAGAGCUGGAGAAAUCCGAGCAAUUCUACCGCUCUCAGAACCGCUUUGCGAAGCUGCUGCUGGCCUGCUACCACUUCGUGGCGUCGCAUUCGGACCUGCUGUGCUACUUCGUCAUCAUCCUCAACAACAUGGUGACGGCCUCGGUCAUCUCCGUGGUCCUGCCCAUCCUCGUCUUCUUGUGGGCGAUGCUGUCCAUCCCGCGGCCGAGCAAACGCUUCUGGAUGACGGCCAUCGUGUACACAGAGGUGAUGGUGGUAGUGAAGUACCUCUUCCAGUUUGGCUUCUUCCCCUGGAACAGCUACACCACCCUGGUGCGCUACGAAGCCCGCCCCUUCUUCCCCCCACGCAUCCUGGGCCUGGAGAAAACCGACAGCUACAUCAAAUACGACCUGGUCCAGCUGUUGGCUCUCUUCUUCCACCGCUCUCUUCUCCUGAGCUACGGGUUGUGGGAUCACGAGGAAGAUGUCCUGGCCAAACAGCCCGAGGCCACGGAGCCACUGGUGUCAAAAGAGAGCGUGGAAGAGCAACCCGACGCCAAAGCAGAAGCCGUGGCGGUUCCGGAGGUGGAGGUGGAAGUGGCGGCGGAUGUUGAGCCUGAGCCUGAACGGGAGGGGCAAAAGGGGAUCCGCUCACGCUUCAGGAGGAAAAAGGAGAAGAAGAAGAAGAAACAGCAGCAACAGCAGCAGCAGAGCAAGACUCAGAAAGAGCAGGUGGAGGAAGCCCCAGGGGAGCAGGGGGAACAGGAGGGAGAGGAGAAGAAGUCGAGCCCAGCCCAGAGAAAGUUGAAGGCUGCUGGACUCCGAGCGAAACACUUCUUCGUCUCUGCAGCAGGGUGCGUGUUCCGGCCUCUGCGGCAAUUCUUCCAGGACAUCCUGCACAGCAAGUACCGGGCGGCCACCGACGUCUACGCCCUCAUGUUCCUGGCUGACGUGGUGGACUUCAUCAUCAUCAUCUUCGGUUUCUGGGCGUUUGGGAAACACUCUGCCGCGGCCGACAUCACGUCGUCGCUGUCGGACGACCAGGUCCCGCAGGCCUUCCUGGUGAUGCUGCUCAUCCAGUUCUCCACCAUGGUCAUCGACCGGGCGCUCUACCUGCGCAAGAGCGUCUUGGGCAAGCUCUCCUUCCAGGUCUUCUUGGUCUUCGGCAUUCACGUCUGGAUGUUCUUCAUCCUGCCUGCAGUCACCGAGAGGAUGUUCAACCUGAACACGGUGGCCCAGCUGUGGUACUUCGUGAAAUGCAUCUACUUUGCGCUGUCGGCCUACCAGAUCCGCUGCGGCUACCCCACCCGCAUCCUGGGCAACUUCCUCACCAAGAAAUACAACCAUCUCAACCUCUUCCUGUUCCAAGGCUUCCGCCUGGUGCCUUUCCUGGUAGAGCUCCGGGCGGUCAUGGACUGGGUCUGGACCGACACCACCCUCUCUCUCUCCAACUGGAUGUGCGUGGAAGACAUCUAUGCCAACAUCUUCAUCAUCAAGUGCAGCCGCGAGACAGAGAAGAAAUACCCACAACCCAAAGGGCAAAAGAAGAAGAAGAUUGUCAAGUAUGGCAUGGGGGGGCUCAUCAUUUUCUUCCUCAUCUGCAUCAUCUGGUUCCCGCUGCUCUUCAUGUCACUCGUGCGCUCGGUCGUGGGCGUGGUCAACCACCCCAUUGACGUCACGGUCACCCUCAAGCUGGGCGGUUAUGAGCCUUUGUUCACCAUGAGUGCCCAACAACAGUCCAUCGAACAAUUCACCCCCCAGGACUAUGAAGCCUUGACGGACAAGUUUGAGCGGCAGCCGGUGGCCAUGCAGUUCAUCAGCCUUUACGGCCACGACGACAUCGUGACGGCGCGCAUCGAGGGCAGCUCCGGCUCGCUGUGGAGCAUCAGCCCGCCCAGCCGGGAGCAGCUGCGCUGGGAGCUCCAGAACGGCUCCUCGGACAUCACACUGCGCUUCACGUGGAACUUCCAGAGGGACCUCGGCAAAGGGGGGAAAGUGGAGUACACCUCUGAGAAGCACACGACAGAUUUGGAUCAAAAGAGCAUUGUGCGAAGAAACCUGGCAGGGCUGCUGCAGGGCACCCACGACGCCCCUGUGCGAGUGCCCCACCUCUUCCCUCCAUACAUCCGUGCACCCAACGGCCCUGAGGCCAACCCUGUUGAACAAUUGCUACCAGAGGAAAAGGACAGCUACUGGGAUGUGGAGGUGCAACUGAAGCGGCAGCGGGUCGGAGCUGGGAACGGCAGCGGCAGCUUCCUCGAGUGGUGGGUGAUCCGGCUGGCCGACUGCAAGAAGGACUGUAACUUCCUGCCCAUGGUCAUCUUCAGUGACAAAGUCAGCCCUCCCAGCCUAGGCUUCCUGGCAGGUUAUGGGAUCAUGGGGCUCUACGUCUCCAUCGUGCUGGUGAUCGGCAAGUUCGUGCGGGGCUUCUUCAGCGAGAUCUCGCACUCCAUCAUGUUCGAGGAGCUGCCUUGCGUCGACCGCAUCCUCAAGCUGUGCCACGACAUUUUCCUGGUGCGCGAAACGGGUGAGCUGGAGCUGGAGGAAGAGCUGUACGCCAAGCUCAUCUUCCUCUACCGCUCGCCGGAGACCAUGAUCAAGUGGACGCGGGAGAAGGAGUGAGGCCGCCGAGGAGCAGCCGGAAGGAACCCGAAGCGCGCCCGAAGCGCGGGAAGGGCGUUACGAAACCGCCUUCUCCAUCCCGAGGCCCGAAGCGUGGACCUGGAGGGGAUGCUGAGCUGCUCCAUUGGACCUAGGAGGCGCCCAUCUAUCUCCCCAAAUCCCACCCCACCGUGCUUCAGGCUCCGUGGGUGGGGCAGCCCUUAACCUCUGAGCCAUACCUACUGCCCCACCGCCUUGGGGGAAGAGGGGGAAACACUGUCACUUUUUGAAACAGGUUUAUCCGUUUUUUAUUAUUAAAAACAAAAACAAGGGACUCUAGAAAUGGUGGGACGUAGGCAACCCACCCAACCCCCUUGCAUUCAAAACCUUAACCCUGUCCUAAGGGAAGCUGUUGCGUGGGACACCCACACCGUGAAGCGUUUGCAAAUUGACUUUGGGGGGGGGGUUGUCCUGCGGCGAAAAAGCCCAGCGCCGAUACGGAGCAAUAAACUGCUUUCAUCUCCCCAACCUUGGGGUGCAGAGCUUCCCCCGCACACAACACACACUUUUCUCGUUCUCAUGCAGCCACAACCCCUCCCUGCCAAUCUGCCCCCCCCUCACCACAGCCAAGACAUCACUAAGUGCCACACACACACCCCCACCGCUG
This is a messenger RNA of Elgaria multicarinata webbii, 8321 nucleotides long. It is a transcript of the gene PIEZO1, whose product is annotated as piezo type mechanosensitive ion channel component 1 (Er blood group). The record is from RefSeq and is a predicted model, not a curated record. Gene Ontology annotation, cellular component: membrane. The coding region runs from base 14 to 7675 and encodes 2553 amino acids. NCBI's taxonomy places the organism in Eukaryota, Metazoa, Chordata, Lepidosauria, Squamata, Anguidae. The transcript is spliced from 52 exons. Gene Ontology annotation, molecular function: mechanosensitive monoatomic ion channel activity.